This is a messenger RNA of Aspergillus saccharolyticus JOP 1030-1, 6035 nucleotides long. RefSeq names its product proteasome activator BLM10. Gene Ontology annotation, molecular function: peptidase activator activity; proteasome binding. Gene Ontology annotation, biological process: proteasomal ubiquitin-independent protein catabolic process. Lineage: Eukaryota; Fungi; Ascomycota; Eurotiomycetes; Eurotiales; Aspergillaceae. The transcript has 3 exons. The record is from RefSeq and is a predicted model, not a curated record. The coding region runs from base 35 to 5920 and encodes 1961 amino acids. Gene Ontology annotation, cellular component: nucleus; cytosol.
CACAACAAGAUAAAUCUUGACACAACAUUCAGCGAUGGACCACGCAAGCUCCGGGCCCAUCCUGACAUCUGAAAACUUUCAUCACACACAUGAACCGCCUCGAGCCACCUCUACAGGAGGUGAAUCGGCGGUCAUGAACGGAGACAGUGAACCCAAGGCGCGCGUGCGCCCACGCACAUACCCUUACUUCAAAUAUUUACCAUACACGCUCGAGGAUGAGCCCGAGCGAGACAAGAACUUCUGCGAGAUACUACGACAACUUUACAUCGCAGUGGAAGCUGGAGACUUCAGUCCCGGCGCGGUGCACUGGACUAGAGAGCUGAGAGGGUGGCUAUCACUGAAAUUCGAUCCGACUCGGACGCAACGUGUCAACCUCGUCAAACUGUACUAUGAGCUCUCACUCGCCCCCGGCAUCGACCCCAAUGUUGCGGAACGAUUCGCGAGCAUGUUCAUGCUGCUCACCAAGCGUAAGCAUUAUCUCAGGCCCGUCAAGGACUUGACGUUGGAUUGGAAACCUCUGUAUAGAGAGCUGAAAUCGUUUGUUUUGCCGACCGAGUCGGGCUUGGUGCAUUCCUCGAAUCUCAAACGGAACAUCAAGACCCUAACCAAGCUCUGUGCUUUCGUUCAACUGUACAUCGAUCCAUGUGAGCUGCCAGCGAUGCUCGAAGAGUUUCUUCCGCACUAUACCACGUCUUUUUCAGAAGGUGCUUUCGUUGUCGUCGGCUUAAUCAACCUGAUGCUGCCUACGUCCCCCCCACCCGAGUCAAGAGAGGAUUUGCUACCGCAGCACUACAUGCCGACUUACUUCCAUCUCUGGUCGUUAGUCAGUCGAUCGAAGACAUUCGAUAUCACUUUCUUGGAUUACCUGUCUCGGCUUGCCCGAGAUACCCUGCCUGCCAGUCAUGUACCGUUUUCGGAGUAUGGUAUCUUCACUUCAGAACAGUCCUCGCUCAUUUUCACCGCUAUUUUGCGAUUGCUAGAAAUCCCUGUCGGGCAGUCCACCUCCCCCUACAGCGCUCUGGUCGAUAUUUCGUCCGGGUUGGGCAUCAUGCUUGAUCGGGACACACGGAAACAUCCGGUCGCACACCACAUUGCCCGGUGGAUUGUGAUGUCGCUGUCGCCGGCAUGUCUUGACGCACCGGAGUCGAUCCUCACUCAGCUUGAAGGACUGAUUCAGGCAGUAGAGACUUUCUUCCAUCCAUCGAACUCGGGCGGUUGGACGAAGACUCUGUCGCAGUUGGUUUAUUACUUGGCAGAUUUCUUCGUAAUGCGGUGGAACCGCGAGCAAAGUGGGGAGAUGGAAGUUCCAGCAGAGCGCAGAUUGACCGAGCCCCUCAAACGCCGCUUCGUGCUGUGCCUGCGCGACGUGAUUUUCAUGGGAAUCUACGCCAAGAGUGGCACGGCCAUGAGCUUUUCGUUGUCGACCCUGCAGAAUCUGGCCUUCCUGGAACCACACCUCAUCCUUCCCGGAGCUCUGCAGCGCAUAUACCCGUCAUUGCAAGGACUCGUCGAAGUUCAUCGAACCACCUCUUCUCUUCGUGCUCUUCAAGUGCUGUCACGGAUUAUCUCCCGGACCAAGGGAUACCGCUGUCACAUGACAACUCUUUUAGGGCUUGCGUUACCAGGCAUCGACGCCAAUGACCUGGAGAAGUCCCUACAUUCCUUGUCAUUCAUCCAGGCCGCUUGCUACAAUAUUCCCAUGGCCGACCUGACAAAGGGGAGGGAGGAUGUAAACUGUAACAUGCUCGCAAUGCAAUGGAUCACCGGCGAGAUGGAGCGCAUGGAAGAAGAGGGCGUGGAUAUCCAGCUGAACUAUGAUACUGAGCUUGACGAUGAGACCGAAGAGAUGAUUCUUCGCUCCUCGACGUGCGGCUUUGGAGACUUCAUUGUGUCAUUCUUAGGUCGUGUCUUUACGCUACUUGAGAACCUGCCAGACGUCAGUAGAGUGCGGAACGGAUCUCCUGAAGAGAACAUUGUGAACACCCUGCCGGCUACUUUCAUGCCACUGCUGUCAUCGCUUUCCCCCGAGUACUAUGAUAUCGCUUUGUCAAAGGUUGUCGAUUUCGUCUCCAACCACGUGAUUCAUCAGGCUCGAGACGCAAUGGCCUUCAUCUGUAACUCAGUCUGCAAGGUGAACCCCUCAAAGGCCUUGAAACGCUUUAUUCCAGUCUUGACCCAGGCUAUUCGCACUGAGAUUGACGACAAUGGCGCGGGUUCCACGAGAACGACAGGAACGGAUGUCCUACCCCGAGACCGUGGUCUAGUGUGGAACGUCAGCAUGCUGAGCAUGUGCGUGGUUCAUGUCGGAGAUGCCGUCUUGGCUCACAAGCAAGAGCUCUUCGAUAUAGCCGUCUAUAUGCAGCAGAAAUGUCGGGGCAUCCCUACAGUACAUAUCUCCAACUUCAUACACCACCUGCUUCUCAACCUCACGGGUACAUAUACAUCGGAUUACUCGUUGUACGAGCCCGAGGUUGUCGCCGAAGGCAUCCAGCCCGAACACUGGAGCUAUCAACAAGAUCCUUGUAAAUUGAGUGUAAAAUGGCACGUGCCGAAACGCGAGGAACUUGAAUUCGCCGUGGAACUCUUCCAGAACCAGGCAGAGUCUGCCUUAAAGCAGCUAAAAGCACUGACGAAUGAAACAUCCAGUGUGAAACGCGAUGGAAGCGGUAAAGACUGGUCGGACGAGGUGACCCGGAAUUUGGUCCUGCUACGUCUUAUCCUUUCUGGUAUCUCUGUGCUGUUCGACCCCAACGCUGCAUCGACAACCAGCUCCAGUGGGCUUGUCGACGGUUCGACUGAUGUGCAGAUGGUGGACUCAAAAGAUGCCCCGCGCGAUGAUGAGGAUCCCGAUGCAGCACUCGAUAGCUCCGACGAUUCCGCCGUCAGAGAUACUUUCACCUACCCUACUGGCUACCCUUUGGCUGAGAACGAUAAGCUAUAUACAUCCAUCCACGACAUUAGGGAACGGGCAGGAUGGGUCUUGCACGAUGUGCACAGAUUCCUGUCUGACAAGCAGGAGGACGAUGUGCCCUGCUUUGCAGCUCUCUAUUCAGCAUAUCGCUCUUGGUUUGUUGAUGUCGGGAUCGAGCGUUCCGCCCACGUUCUGGACAGAGUCACUCGACUCCUUGCAGCGGAUAUUCAUCCUUACAAGAUGAGUGGUCUUCGGAAAGAGUAUCCUCGUCCACUACUCGUGCGCAGAGCGAAUGUCUAUCACUUGCAACGACUUCGGCAUAACGCAGCUCCUCGCCGUCGCUCCAAACUUGAUGAGGUUUUGCUUCUUGAUAUUGCCGAGUCCUGCGUCUCUCUUUAUACCGAAACUCGCCGCAACGCUCAGAGCGCUGGAGAGUCGGCUCUCAAGGCUGUCUGGGGUUCUCGUCUGCUGGUCAUCCCUCCUCUGUUGAAAGCUCUUCAGAAGGGUAUCAGGGAAAACGAUCAUGCUCGAAUCAAAGGUGCCCUGUUCUCUUUGUUGUUAGGGAGUGUUGCCAAGACAGUUGGGCGCCACUGGAAGUACGCCCCUGUCCUCAUUCGUACCUUCAUUGACGCUAGCGCUGUCGACAAACCAUCUGUGCAAAGAAUCUGCUCGAGUGCCGUCUAUCAGAUUAUGGAAUACGGGCGCGCCAUGGAAAGGAUGGCAGUCCUCGAUCGAGACAUCAUCGAAGCGAUUGCUCCACGUCAAGACGUCCAGGAUGAGAUCUCGAACAAGCGUGAUGCCAUCAACAAGAAACGUGUUCUCAUUGAAAAGAAAAAGGCAGACUUGGCGGAGGACUUGGUGAAUCUUGCAAGGGUAUCCCACUGGAAAGUGGCCAGUCGAGCAGCCACGAUCGUGAUCACUAUGGGCCUCAGAUUCGACUACAUCGCAAGCGAGAAUCUAGUUGAACUCGUGACCCACGGCUCAAUCGAUGACCACCCUGGACUGCGAGGCAUGUACUCGCAAGCACUUAUCGCACUAUUCACAAUGAUAGAUGUCCGAGCGAUUUGUAGUCACGAUUACAAGAACUACAUUUUGGGUCACCAGCAUUUCCCCUCCAAACUCAAGGUAGCGACCAAGCGUUACGACGAAGGCUGGACAAAGGAAUACUUGGCUAGCUUCGCUCAUCCAGAGGCGGAGUACUACGUCGAUCACGAUUUCCCUGGCUGGCUUGUCUGGUCAGACAGCAUGCCGGCUUACAAGUCGAACGUAAAACGCGAUAUCGAAUACGAUGAGGUGGAAUGGAAAGUUCGAGCGCACAUGGGCAAACUGUUUGACAGGGCAUGGUUUUCCAAGUUCUUCAUGUACUUGAAGCAGGAACCACGGGACCCUUCGGCCGAUAAAUUCCGCAUGCCCUGCGCAAUGAUGCUUCUCUACGCCUUUGAAUUGAUGCUUCGUGAUGAGCUUACAGCAGCUACGUUCAAGGACAUCCAAGAAGAAAUUGAAACUGUCUUUGAAGACGGGAGUGACAAACACCAACAUCGCGCCACUGCAGAAAUUCUUGGGGCUCUGGUGAGCUCCGUGGCCGACACCAGCGUGGAGAAGCGGACAAUGGUCUGGGAAUAUGCCUUCCCGAUUGUCCAGAAGAUCUUCACUGAUGGGUUGACACCCGAGAACUCCGGUUACUGGACGACAUUCUUGCAUAUGAUCCUCCAAUGCCGGGACCCACGCAGAGCUUGGCCUUUGGUCGACUGGCUUGCGAGUUUCCGGUUAGAUAUGGGCACCAACGCAGCGUUCAAGGAAAGUUCGAAAAUCAAUCUCCUGCAUCAAUCCAUCAUCGAUGCAGGCUGGCAUUUCCAGAUGGAGAAGCCAAUUGUCGAGGAUUUCCUUGGGCAUCUCGAUCACCCGUACAAGGGGGUUCGUGAAGCCAUGGGACAAACCCUAGCAACUAUCUUCCGUACCAGGUAUCAUGAGUCUUAUGCUGAUUUGAAGCGUCUCCUGGAGGCACAGAAGUCAGCAUCUUCUGUCGGGACCUAUCCUUAUCGCCCUACUGAAGACUUCAACAAGAUGAUUCAUGAAGUCUUCAACCGCAUCGAAACAUGGCGGCAAGCCCGCACACCCGGUCAACAAACGCCUUCUUCGUACACCUCCGGAUGCAAGACAGUUCUGCUAUGGCUGGAUUCCACCCUUUCGUCCCAUGAAUGUACGCAGUUGGUGUCGUUCUUCCCUGAUUUGUUCACGGGACAGCUUCUGCAUAUGAUGGAUGUCAAGGAAGACCCCGAGCUCCAGUCUCUGGCUUACCACGUCUUCCGUCAUCUGCCAAACAUUCCAUAUCCUGCCGAGCACAAUUCCGAGUUCAUCAAGACACUCAUUCACAUCGGGCAAACCUCUCCGUCUUGGCACCAACGCCUGCGUGUCAUGAUCAAUAUUCAGAUUAUCUACUUCCGUCGUCUGUUCUUGCUGUCUGCGGGUGAUCGUGAUAAGCUCUUUGAGUGCGUGGCUAGCAUGCUGGAAGACCCACAGCAUGAGGUAAGGGUGGGUGCGUCUGCCACUUUGUCUGGCAUGAUUCGCUGUUCUCCUAUUUCACUUCGUGAAGAGAUGGUCGCUCGACUGAAGAAGCGAUUCACGAAGGUCCUGGUGGACAAUCCUCUUCCGAAAAAACCCAAAGUGCUUCGCUCGGGCAUCUCCACGCCAGUCUCCUCCGGAGUUGGUACUCCAACCCCGGAACACACUCGGCUCAUCAUUUCCAGACACGGUGCAGUUCUAGGUCUUGGGGCGCUCAUUCAAGCGUUCCCCUACAACAGUCCACCUCCGAGAUGGAUGCCAGAUGCUCUGACCACGCUAAGCGUCCGAGCUGCAAGUGACCCUGGCAUCGUCGGAUCCAGUGUCAAAUCGAUCAUUAGCGAAUUCAAGAAGACUAGACAGGAUACAUGGCACAUCGAUGCCAAGGCUUUCACACCGGACCAACUAGAGGACCUCUCUGGGGUGCUUUGGAAGAGUUACUUUGCAUGAUUCCUCUGUCUUACACGGAGUGAACGAACGAAUGUAUGACAAAUUGGUAGUUUUAUUCAACUGCGUCAACUUUAGGGUCUGUUUAGGGGACCUAAUAGUAGAUAUUAAACUCUAU